AUGCAGAACGAACGCAGCGCAGAGCCAGCCAUGUACGUGGAGCGCCCAUCGGGCCGGCCGACGAUGCAGGACGAAGCUCAGCCACAGGCGCCACUUCAGGCCAAUACGGACCUCGACACACGUCGAGUAUCUCGCUUUGCACAUCCUCAGCAUCAUAUCCAUCUGGAGGCAGCAGCCUUACGAGGAAGCCAGCGGACUCAUCCGAGCGGAUCUCCUGCUACAAGUAUCAACGCGUAUACCGACGGCCGCAGCCUUCUAGACCCGGUCUUGGCUUGGCACAAAGGUCAAGACAGCACAUCGCUCGCCGCAUCUGCGCAGCAACACCCCUUGCCACAAUCCAGGACCAUCAUUUCUCCGGAUCUCUGGACUGGUGAUUACUUCUAUUCGGGGGUGGACAGUACCGCCGCGUCAUCGCCACUGGGCGACUACAAGUAUCAAGCCCGCGAUUUUGCUCCAUCAUUGCUGGAGACGUCCAAGCCGCGCUUCAUGAAUCCACAAUCGCCAGAAAUGCAGACCCCUCCACUGAGCGCGCAUCCCUCUCCCAACAACGCAGCCAUGGAGGAGCAGACAUCCCGGAAGCGCUCACACUCCGUCAUGUCGUCCGGCGRGAAGGAUUUCCAACAGCAGAUGAUUGCGGCUGCCAAUGCACAUCAUGCCGUUCUUGCGAAUGGCGCUCGACCAGGAAGUCGUUCCGMAUCAGUGACUUCAGCUGGUGUCGAAACUGACGGGUAUUCUGGGAGAGGUUCCCGAGCCUUCAAGCGAGGCGAUCCUCCUCAGAACGAACACGGAAAGUACAUUUGCGAUUACACCGAGGAUUGCCGAAAUGUCACGUUUGACAGAAAGUGCGAAUGGAGCAAACACAUGGAUAAGCACGACCGUCCUUAUAGAUGUCCUCACGAGUCGUGUGGCAAGCUCCAAGGUUUCACAUAUAGUGGAGGUCUCCUACGGCAUGAGCGAGAGGUCCAUGGAAAGCAUGGCGGCCCAAAGGCGCAACUCAUGUGCCCUCAUGCUGACUGCAAACGUCAUGCCGGCAAGGGCUUCACGCGGAAGGAAAAUCUCAACGAACACCUACGAAGGGUCCACUUCAGCAGAAACCCCGACUCACAGGACGCUGGGCUUGGAGCAGAUGAAGAUGUCGAUGUCGACUCAGCCGCCCAGGACGCCAUUGCCGCACUGAAUGCAUCGGGCUCGGCCAAACGGAAACGUUCGCUGGAUGAUGACCUGGGCAAUACAUCGGACAUCACUCUUCUGAGGCAAGAAAUUGCAAUGCUUCGAGCGGAGAACGAUCGGAAGGAUGCGGUGAUUCAAGAACUCACUCGACAAUUGGCGCAUUAUUCGCAGAACAUCGAACAGGUCAUACAGGAAUCCGUCCCAGGCUACCAACAAGGUUAG
Molecule: messenger RNA, 1392 nt
Organism: Ramularia collo-cygni
Lineage: Eukaryota; Fungi; Ascomycota; Dothideomycetes; Mycosphaerellales; Mycosphaerellaceae
Exons: 4
Coding region: 1-1392 (463 amino acids)
Biological process (GO): regulation of transcription by RNA polymerase II
Cellular component (GO): nucleus
Source: RefSeq, a predicted model, not a curated record